AGGAGGGGGAGCAGAGAUGUGCUCCUUCAGGUGAAAACCAGUCUGAGAGGGCACCAUGUGCCUAGCGCUUAGGGAACAUCCACAGAGCCUGAACUGGGAAUACAGAAGUGCCUGGAAACCAGGUGAAAGAUAAAGCUAGAAAUGGAGAAGACGUUUACCCCUCUGGCUUGUCUGCAGCCAUCAGAACACUUGAAAUGUGGACUUAUUAUUCUCAAUCAACCACUGGACAAAAAUCUUUUAGAUGAACUGUGGAACAAAGCUACUAUAAAAGCCUGUGCCGAUGGAGGAGCAAAUCGUUUACAUAGCGUCACAGUUGGUCAAGAAGACAAGUACUUGCCAGACUUCAUAAGUGGAGACUUUGAUUCCAUACAGCCUUUGGUGAAGGAAUUCUACAUGAAAAAGGGAUGUGAAUUGUUAGAAACACUAGACCAAAACUUCACCGAUUUUACAAAGUGCCUUUCAAUUCUGCACGACAAAAUCCAGCAAAAGAAACUUCAGGUCGAUAUCAUUGUGGCAUUGGGUGGACUAGGGGGACGUUUUGACCAGAUUAUGGCUUCAGUAGAGACACUCUAUCAUGCUGUCAAAAUCUCCUGCAUCCCAGUAAUAGUGAUUCAGGAAUCAUCCCUUAUCUAUCUUCUGCAGCCUGGUAAACACAAGUUACACGUGGCAACAGGAAAAGAACGUAAAUGGUGUGGACUUAUCCCUGUGGGAUCACCUUGCAAUUCUGUUACUACAACUGGCCUGAAAUGGAAUCUCACUGCGGGAGUGUUGAAGUUUGGAACUUUGGUCAGCACAUCAAACACUUAUGAUGGCACCGGCAUUGUCACAGUGGAAACUGACAGUCCUCUCAUAUGGACUAUGGGCUGUAAGACAACAAAUGAUGAUUGAAGACAAGUAAUGAACAUCUCACCUGGAGCACAUCUAAGAAUAACACUGUAGGUGAAGAAAGGUCAAAUACUGUAUAUCUGUCAAAGUCCUUGAGAAAAAGAUGAAGCAUAUGGGGCCAACUAUAUCAAAUCCUCUAACUACCUAACCUUUGGACUGGCAUGAAAGCAGCUUGCCGUUACUCUUAAAGUGGUUUUCCAGUUUUCCUCCAGAUAGGCUAUCAAUAUCAGAACAGUGGGAGUCCAACAUCACACACUUCCAUUGAUCAGCUGUUUCGGGCAGCCGCCAGUGCCGGUAACUAUACAGUGGCUCUAUCUUGCAGUUCAGCUCUGAUUCACCCAUGGGAGCAGAACCACAGUACCUCCGGGAUGGCUACUCCACAGUGCUUCCGGCACCAUCCAAUGUAUAGUUUCCAGUGCCAACAGCUGCCCAAAACAGUUAAUGAAUAGGGAUGUGGGGUGUCAGACCCCAACCAAUCUGGCAUUGAUGACCACUCCUGAGGACAGGCCUUUAAUAUCUAAGUACAAGAAAACCCAUUUGAUGGAAUAGGUUCAAAUGGCAGUUUAUGUAUUUUUCGACACAAAAUGACAGUUGUUGGAAAAACUGUAGAAAAGAAAAAAAAAAAAGUAAAGCCGGGGAAAUCAGAGCUACGUCUAUACCAAAGUUACAUUAUACUAAAUGCAUUUUCUUCUAUGUUAAAGGGCUUUCCGGUAUUUUAUAUUGGUGGCCUAGCCUCAGACCAUCAAUAUCAGAUUAGCAGGGGUGCAACACCCGGCACCCCCUGAAAUCAACUGUUCGAGAAUUGUUCCAGAGCCAGAACUACACAGCUCUGUCAAUUGUGUACAGAGAUGUGCCGUUCUGGAGCCAGAGCUACUCCUGAACAUCUUUGGGAUUUUUGUAUCCUUAUAAUGGGUCAUUAUUAUCAGAUUGGCAGGGGUCCUGAGGGUAGGCCAUCAAUAUAGAAUCCUGGAGAACCCCUUUCAUCUUACACUUCUCAUUAUGUUUCCUAUUGACUUGCUUUAUUCAUUCCAAGUAUAAAGUGC
Bufo bufo (common toad) is the source of this 1928-nucleotide messenger RNA. RefSeq names its product thiamin pyrophosphokinase 1 (gene TPK1). Gene Ontology annotation, biological process: thiamine diphosphate biosynthetic process; thiamine metabolic process. NCBI's taxonomy places the organism in Eukaryota, Metazoa, Chordata, Amphibia, Anura, Bufonidae. Gene Ontology annotation, molecular function: thiamine binding; thiamine diphosphokinase activity; ATP binding. Bases 142 to 888 code for a protein of 248 amino acids. The record is from RefSeq and is a predicted model, not a curated record. The transcript is spliced from 9 exons.